GCGGUCAGCGCUGGCGCCGCAGGAAAGUUUGCGUUGGGGCCGGGCCGGGCCGGGCCGGGAUGGACGCGCUCAAGUCCGCGGGCCGGGCCCUGCUGAGGAGCCCCAGCGUGCACAAACCGCCCUGGGCCGGCGGGCGGCACAAGAAGCUGCCUGAGAACUGGACAGACACGCGGGAGACGCUGCUGGAGGGGAUGCUCUUCAGCCUCAAGUACAUGGGCAUGACCCUGGUGGAGCAGCCCAAGGGAGAGGAGCUCUCUGCAGCCGCUGUCAAAAGGAUUGUGGCCACCGCCAAAGCCAGUGGAAAGAAGCUGCAGAAGGUGACCCUGAAGGUGUCACCCCGGGGGAUUGUGCUCAGGGACAGCAGGACCAACGAGCUCAUCGAGAACAUCUCCAUCUACAGGAUCUCCUACUGCACAGCAGACAAGGCCCACGACAAAGUGUUUGCCUACAUUGCCCAGAGCCAGCUGAGCGAGAGCCUGGAGUGCCACGCCUUCCUGUGCACCAAGAGGAAGAUGGCCCAGGCUGUCACCCUCACCGUGGCCCAGGCCUUCAGGAUCGCCUUUGAGUUCUGGCAGGCAGCCAAGGAAGAGAAGGAGAAGAGGGAAAGAUCCAUCCUGGCAGCAGAAGGGACGAGCAGCCCUGGCUCAGGAGCUCCUGCCCACCCUGUCACACCAGCAGCCUUGGGGAACUUGCUGGAUUUUGAGGACCCUGGCAGCAGCACGGAGUCCCCAGAGCUGGACAACAGCAGCUUUGGGCCCAGCCCCUCGGUCAACAACAACGUGCUGUGGGAGAUGGAUGAUGGGCUGGACGAGGCGUUCUCAAGGCUGGCCCAGUCGAGGACAAACCCUCAGGAGCUGGACACGGGGCUGUCAGCGCAGGACAUGCAGCGCGCGCAGGCGCUGUCCCCGCUGGGCUGGGCGCAGCUGGAGCCCGGCACGGCCGAGCAGGACGAUGUGCUCCUGUUCUGAGGGCACACAGAACCACUCCGAGCCCUGCUGUGAGCAGGGAGCCCUCCCAGGGCUCCUCAGCAGCUCCGAGGGUGCCACAGCCCAGUUCAGACCAAAGCUUCGGAAACCUAACGCGGAUUUUUGUACCUUGCUUUCACCUAAACCACGAGAUGCUCUUGGACCUAUUUACUCACGGUUUACAAGCGUUCCUGGGAGGUGUGGAGAGCAUCUGUGUGCCACGGGGGGAUCUGCAGGGCCUGUUCCUCCUGCAGGCAGCCUGGGCACCAGCAAAGCCCCCCUGAGCAUCCCCCAGCCAGGGCUGGGGCGCAGACACAGCUCUGAGUGUCACUGAUCCACCCAGCCUGGAAGAACUCAGCACUGCCUGCCGGGGAGGGGGUUUGCAGCAGCUGCUGACAGUGUGAAAUCAAAGAGGGAGCAGAGCUGGUGCUUUUGUGCCCCUGCCUGUGGCACUCCCACGGCUGUCAGUCACCCCACGGCUCCUGUGGGGAUUGACGCUUUUUAACCCAAAGACUCAAAGAAGUUUUGCACUUUAAAACUUGAACUGAAAGCAACGGUCCGAAUUGUCAAGGUAAGCAGUGCCUGGAACCUCUCCUCAGAAGCUAUUUACCCAAAAAGAACCACCCUGGCAAUGCUGCAGCUCUGACCCCUCACCUCUGAUGGGACUCGAGAUCCCAAAGCUCCGUUGGCUUUAAAAGCAAAACCACCAGGGAGGGAGGAAGGAUUUGUUUUGUUCAAUCCUGCUGGAAAGGGCGGCUCGGGAGGACCAGCAGGAGCACAGAUCCACGUCCCCAGCUUGGCCCAGCAGGUUUGUUUGUCCAGGACUUGCUCCAGCCUCAAAUCCACGUGGCUGUUGCCCAGUGGAUGGGAUGGGGUCGGGCAGGGGCAGCACCUGGCUGCCCAGCUGGCACAGGUGCCCCUGCCAGUGGUGCUCCCACCCUUCUCCUGCCAGCCACAGCUCCCAGGGGGCUCAGGAAGCUCCAUCUACCCCUGGGACUGAAAACCAGCCAUGGAGGUACAACUUCUGCUAAGUACAAGAUUAGGUUUAACGAUCCUGAAUAGUCUCACUGACACCUCGCAGUGUUUGUGGCCUUAAGUGAAGUGUACUAAUCUGUUUUAUAGAUUUGUAACUUGGGUUUGAAGCACUAAUUCAUUCCCCAGAUAGCUCUUUAGAACUCCCUUAAAACUGCUCACAGAAAGGAAAAAAAAACCCUCUCAGUCAGCUGUAAGAAUUCAUUAGGAGGCAGCUGAGUUGCUCUGACUUAGAAUUGAGAUAUUUUUUCCCCCCAAGUGUGAGUGUGAGAAGGUGUUGAGGACUCGUGGAGCUGACUCACCGGUCUCUGGUGGAACCUGGGCUCUGUGGGCUCUCAGAGUGCUGUUCAAGCACUUCCACAUCCUGCAAGGGCUGUGUCUCCUGGAUGCUCCUGGGCUGGAAGGGAGCAGCAGAGCUCUGCUCCAGCUCAGGGAGCUCUGCCCUGCCCAGGAACCUGGGAGGAUUCCUCUGCUUUGACCUCUCUCCUUCCCUGGAGCAGCAAUUCCUGAAGUUCACAACACUAGCUAUGUGUGUCUAGAGUUUUGUUUGUUUUUUUUUUUUUU
This is a messenger RNA of Pyrgilauda ruficollis (rufous-necked snowfinch), 2561 nucleotides long. RefSeq names its product low density lipoprotein receptor adaptor protein 1 (gene LDLRAP1). The transcript is spliced from 9 exons. The record is from RefSeq and is a predicted model, not a curated record. Lineage: Eukaryota; Metazoa; Chordata; Aves; Passeriformes; Passeridae. Gene Ontology annotation, cellular component: early endosome. Bases 60 to 968 code for a protein of 302 amino acids.